AUGAGCGCCCUGGAUGGUAGAUCUUCUGAGUCCGAUGGCGAGUCUGACUCCGGUGACAGCGAAGGAGCGCUGGCCGCAUUCGAGGAGCGCAUGGCAGCCUGGGAGGCAGAGGAAGGCACGGAUGUGGUCUUCGCCUCGGCUCCUGGCAAAGAGGCCUCGGCAGGAGAGGCGACACGGGAGCGGCAGCGCCGGGUCUGGUCUCUGCUGGCGGAGCGCUGGGCGAAGGAAGACGAGAAGGAGGAGCUUGCAGCCAUGGAGGCAGCCAUUGUUUCAGGCGCGGAGCGCCUGGCCGGUGAGCUGGACGACUACGGGGAGCUCACGCGACUCCCCGCGGAGAUCUUCACACGCACAAGGGGCCGUUUGCUGGUGGGAAACGAGGAGGACGCAGGCGCGGUAUGCGGCAGGUUUUGGGGCUAG
Molecule: messenger RNA, 417 nt
Organism: Effrenium voratum
Lineage: Eukaryota; Dinophyceae; Suessiales; Symbiodiniaceae
Source: the annotation of a GenBank genome assembly